Neopsephotus bourkii (Bourke's parrot) is the source of this 2181-nucleotide messenger RNA. RefSeq names its product solute carrier family 7 member 13 (gene SLC7A13). The record is from RefSeq and is a predicted model, not a curated record. Bases 532 to 1998 code for a protein of 488 amino acids. The transcript is spliced from 4 exons. NCBI's taxonomy places the organism in Eukaryota, Metazoa, Chordata, Aves, Psittaciformes, Psittacidae. Gene Ontology annotation, molecular function: L-amino acid transmembrane transporter activity. Gene Ontology annotation, cellular component: membrane. Gene Ontology annotation, biological process: amino acid transmembrane transport.
AUUUACUGAGUGAAGUAUAAACAAGCUCCAGUAUACACAGUGACUGGCAGCUAAUGUCUGUGUCACUGUCAGUAACAUAAGGAGGGCUGAUUUCUUUCCUCAUGCUGCCCUACCCUGAUGUGGACAUCACAUUUACCCACCUCUUGCAGUUGUCUCUGAAGACAUACAUUAAAAAAAAUGGAAAUCUGUUUAUGAAAAUCAGCUGAGAAAUGAGCAUUUACUGUGUAUUACUUGUGCCGUUUUCUUUAAAAUACCUCCAGAUCUUAGUAAUUUCUGAAGUACAUAUUAAACCAACAUGUACAUGAUUUGCCAGUUUUUCUUGAAGUUUUUGGUUAAUCAUCUUCACACAGGAGACAUCAAAACCCAAAGUAUACUCUCUUUUCUGAAUAAUUAAGCCAGACUUCCCAGAACAUUUCACUAGCAAGUAGGGCCAUGACAGUCUGCUAACAACGAAGUGAAAGGGAAAUACAUAGCAUCCAACAUCUGUGGGGGAAAAAAAAAAGACGGGGAAAAAAAACCCAGGGAGAAAAAAUGGGAGAAAGAAAAAGCGCUGACCCCAAAGAUGUGAUGAGAAAAGGAAAAUCCAAGACGCAACUCAAAAGAAAUAUAGGUUAUUUUGAUGGGGUAAGUUUUAUUAUAGGAACAAUCAUUGGGGCAGGGAUCUUUGUUUCUCCCACUGGGGUGUUAAAGCAUUCCUUACUCAACGUUGGCGUUGCACUGACGAUCUGGACUGCGUCUGGGCUGGUUUCUCUGAUGGGUUCCCUCUGCUAUGCGGAGCUGGGAACUGCUCUGCCAUUCUCUGGAGGAGAAUACAGCCACAUUAAAAGAGGCCUUGGAUCCCUACCUGCUUUUGUGUUUAUCUGGACGUCAACAGUUACCAAGCCAGCGUCGAAUGCUGCUCGAGCUUUACUUUUUGCUGAAUAUGCCACCCAGCCUUUCUAUGGUGUUUGUCCUGCACCAGAAGUGGUGAAGAAAUGCUUGGCCUUGGCCGUUCUCUGGUGCCUGGGGAUUUUGAAUGGCCGCAGCGUUAAAAUGGCUGCAUGGGUGCAGACAGUUUUCACUCUGCUGAAGAUUAUGGCCUUGUCUGUAAUUGCCAUUGGUGGCAUUGUUCUCCUUGUUGGCGGGAGAAGGGAGAGUCUGGCCAGGUUUGAGGACGCAUUCAGCUCAGAGGUCCCCAGUGCAUCACAGGUUGCCGAAGCCUUCUUCCAAGGACUGUACGCUUACGGUGGCUGGUGGUCCCUCAAUUAUAUGGCAGAGGAGAUGAAAAACCCUAGCAGGAAUAUCCCUUUAACUGUGAUGACUGCUGUUCCUGCAGUAAUGGUUUUUUAUUUACUGGUGAACAUCUCGUAUCUGACUGUCCUCACACCUAAGGAAAUUGUCUCAUCAGUUGCUGUGGCAGUCACUUGGGCUGAUCGAGUGAUCCCCUCUGUUGCCUGGAUCAUUCCUCUCUCUGUUGCUGUCUCAAUAUUUGGUGCCCUCAACAGCAGCAUGUUUACACUUGGUCGAUUAAGCUAUGCUGGAAGUCAGUCAGGACAUUUACCUGUUUUAAUGUCCAUGCUUAAUGUCCAUUCCUGUACUCCAGCACCAGCCAUGAUUUUUUCAACCACCAUUGCAUCCAUUUUUAUCAUCCCUUCUGACCUUAUUAUGUUAACAAAUUACUUUGGAUUUUCUGCCUGGCUUAUGACUGGAUUGACUUGUGCAAGCCUGAUUGUACUUCGAUACCGGGAACCUCAUCUGCAUCGCCCGUACAAAGUGUUUCUACCAGUUCCAUUUGUGAUGGUGGCAAUGUCUUUCUUCUUAGUUUUAGCUCCCAUAGUCUGGUCUCCAGAUCUGCAGUAUGUUUAUGCUUUCCUGUUUAUGCUGGGAAGUCUUAUUGUUUAUCUGCCUUUCAUACAUUUUAAAUUGCAUUUUUCAUUUCUUGAUAAAAUUACUUGCCACUUACAGCUCCUGUUGGAAGUCUGCCCUGCUGAUGGAUCUGCUGAGGGCAAGUGUGAAUAAUGGCAGGUGUUUAAUCCUGGUGCAACUGAGAGCCCACAGAGGAUUUUGUUUAACUGAAACUGUAGAAGGUAGAAUUUAAAUGAUAGGUGUGAUAUACAGAUGGACAUGAGUGUGCAUGCCUGCGUGUGUAUGUAUAUAGAUAAAGAUACAUAUAUGGCAUACAUGUAUACAUGCACUUAUAUG